ACGCCUACGGAAUUGCUACUCGACGCACAUGGACAUAUAAAGGAGAUAUCGAGCUAAGGAUUUACGAGCUCCUCCCCACCCAAGCACUGCAAUGGCUGGGCUAGCAACGCCUGGUGGAGGGCCUCCUCCACCGCCUGCGGGCCCACCGACACAAAAAGUGAGCGACGUCAUAACGAGCUUCCGGCCUCAAAGACGCUUCAAGUCCGGCGGCCACGGAACGUCCAUUACCUCGCUCGACUUUGACGACUCGGGCGAACUCGCCAUUGUAGCCCGCGACGACGACACACUGCAAAUCUACAACUGCAAAGAAGGCAAGCAUGCAAAAGAGCUCAAGAGCCAAAAGUAUGGCGUCCACCUUGCGCGCUUCAGCCACCACGCCCAGAGCAUCAUUUACGCCAGCACAAAGGUCGACGAUACUAUCCGUUUCCUCUCCACCCACGAUAACUCGUACAUCCGCUAUUUCAAGGGCCACACCGACACAGUUACAUCGAUUGCCCUGUGUCCGUCCAAAGAUGAUUUCAUCAGCUGCUCGCGGGACAACACGGUGCGCCUGUGGAACCUACAGUCGCCAAACUACGUUGGUAUGCUCAAUCUCCAUGCGCCAUAUCUUGCUGCCUACGACCCGUCAGCGACCGUCAUUGCCAUCGCCUCGCCGCCGACGCAAUCUAUCCUCCUCUAUGACAUGCGUAACUACGACAAGCCGCCAUUCGCCACGUUUGACCUGCUAGAGUACGAGCAGCGCUUCAUGGGAGGACAAAAGGUGGACUGGACAAAGAUGGAGUUUAGCAAUGACGGCAAGAGUCUAGUUGUAGCCACCAAUGGCAGCGGCCACUUCGUCCUCGAUGCCUUCUCCGGUGAUAUCUCGCACUUUUGUUACCGCAAAGCUGGAUCCUCGGGGCGCCUACCACCCGCGUCGUCCGUCACCAAUGUCAGUGGCGCUGCACAUAACGGGGACACGCCUGCAAACGGCCAAGGCGAUGUGUGCCUUACUCCAGACGGUCAGUUCUUGAUUGGAGGCAGCGGAGAAGACGGCCUGCUGGUAUGGGAUAUUUCCAAGCCUCCUGCGCCCAAUAACAUCUUAGAGCCAAUGGAGAAGCUUCCGGGUCAGGGCAAGGGUGCUGUUGUCGGGUAUAACCCUAGGACGAAUCUGCUCGCGAGUGCAGACAAGGAUUUGUAUCUCUGGCAGCCGGAUGCCGAUUUGAUGAUUUGAGGAGGGAUUUGAGAAGCCCAGAGUGCUACAUGGGUGUUUAGGGGAAAAAGAAAAAAAGUCUAGACAAGAAAGGCCGGACCUGAGCGAGGAAGGGGAUGCGCCAAAUAAAGUGUAAUUCGAGCAAUCUACCCCAAGGCCGUUGUGUUGGAAAACAGGUACAGCAAGUAGAUAGAUGGCCAUGGUGGAAUGCUGUCCUCGGUCCGAAUUGCGCAAAAUCCAUGGCCGAUGGUGCCUAUCGGAUGAGUAGUAGGCGAAAUGGGACUCUACGAAGAAGAAGGUCACGCUCCAAGAGCAUAGCAAUACAACCAAACCAGC
Bipolaris maydis ATCC 48331 is the source of this 1525-nucleotide messenger RNA. RefSeq names its product WD40-repeat-containing domain protein. The record is from RefSeq and is a predicted model, not a curated record. Gene Ontology annotation, cellular component: Set1C/COMPASS complex. Lineage: Eukaryota; Fungi; Ascomycota; Dothideomycetes; Pleosporales; Pleosporaceae. Gene Ontology annotation, molecular function: protein binding; chromatin binding.